CCGCGGAUAGUUGUUGAACCGAUCGCGGCACAAGCGACGGUGGCUGCCCGUGUGAUCAGUGUACGCAACACAGUCCGUGCGCGCAGAAGGUGAUCGUCCCGUUUGCGGACCGUUCGCCACCCGUCUCUCCCUUGUUUGGUACUCUACUACGCCGCUCCGCUUUCCGUCGCGUUUUCAUCGCCGCGUUUCAAGUGAUCGUGCAAGUCUUUGCAACCUGGACAAAUCGGUUACGUUAAUCGGUGUUCCGUUUCGUGCGACCUGUUUCGUAUGUGUGUGUGUUUGUGUGUGCUCGCCGCGGCGUGUGCUGUUUGUACUUCUUGUCUUUGUCGUAGAAGUAGAGAAGCACGUUGGCCGUACGUAUAGUUACCCCAUUUUCCAGCAAUGCACAGCCAGUUUAAAAGAAUUGUUGUGUGAUUUUUUGUUUUGUUUUUGCCUGUCGCAGCGCAGCAAUCGAGUGAGAUCUACACCGACGACAGGCGCGUUGUGUUACAUGAUCGGGCCAGCAAUGCACGCGUGAUCAAUAAUACCUUCCCGAAAAAAAAAGUACGCCAAAACACACGUCCGUGAGUGAGAUAGUGAGUGUAUGUGUGCGUGUGUGCGUGGAGAGGAAAAAGUCCUCCAUAAUUUUUGAGUGAAUUUUGCGUAACACAAAUUCCAGCAUCGUCGUCGUCGCCACCCAUCGUGGUGUCGUGCAAGUCGUAUCGAUCGCCCGAGAGAGCCACUUCGCGGGUGUAUGUGUGUGUGUGUGCGCGCGUGCGCCUAUCCGUGAAAUAUAGUGUGUCCCGUAGACCGUAGUGCCAACAUCGAAGGUGGUGCAGUGGCAGCGGUGGUAGAGGUAGUAGACAACGAGGACGACCAUGAAACAGGCAAAUGGUCGAGUGUUCGAUCGGAAUAAAGCCACCGCGUACAGCAGCCGGAAGUGAGGUGAGGAGGGAAGGGAACGACGAGGAGCUCGUUUGCACGAAAGCCUGCGGGAGUCCCCGCCAGCGGGAGCGGAACCGACCAGCCGCAGCACCAACCGCGUCCGUCGAGAUCCGUCCGACGUGAGGAAAGCGAGACGAUUUGCUGAGCGCGCCCCCCCCUGUGUGCCGUGUGCGCCCCUUCAUGGCCAACUUAUGCAAAAAGAUGCGGCGACGAUCCAGAAUGAAGGUUCUAAAGAUACUGCAGUCCUUUUCGCAAGGGACGUUCAUUGCGUUUUUGCUGCUUUUCUUCGGCGUGAACUGUAUGGGUGAACCGGGGUACCUUGACUUUGAUAAUCUUCCGGAGACUAAUUUUACCUGUGCCGGCAAAGUGAUCGGAGGAUACUAUGCCGAUCUGGAAGCGUCCUGCCAGAUGUUUCACGUGUGCACCAUCGGGCAGGGGGACGAGCCGAUGGACAUCAAGUUCCUGUGCCUGAACGGGACGGUGUUCGACCAGGAGACGCGCGUUUGCGAGCGCGUCGACGAGGUCGAUUGCUCCAAGUCGGAGAAGUUUUACUAUCUCAAUCUGGAGCUGUACGGUAACACCAUCAUACCUUCACCAGAUGAUGGCAGCUCGGAGGAAGAGAGCGAAGGAAGCGAUUCCUCAUCUACCACCAGCACGACGACUACAACUACUACCACGACGACUACCACUACUCCCAAGCCGCCAGCGACGACCACCCCAUCCAGACGGUUCGUUUUCAACAACGGCAACAGCAAGGGCUUCACACAGCCCAUCUCAUCCUCCACGAUCGCGACACCGACGCAUGCGUUCUCGAGCACCUCCGGCAAACCCCCGUCGGACGAGGAGGACUACGAGUAUGAGGACGAGGAGUACCCGGACGACAGCAAGUCCGCCGAUCAGGAUUCGGUCGUCGUGCCCGCCCUGGAGGAAGGCGGCAGCUUCUCGCCGCAGCAGUUCACGCUGCAGCAACAGCAGCAGGGCAAUCAACCAAAAACGGAACCGCCAACCAAAGCCGGUGGCGUCAAGCCGGCCGUAUCCUUCCAGCAGCAGCACUUCCAGAACGGGGGCACGCUGGCCGUUACAAACUCGCACGUUACGGUCACCACCCACACCACGAGCAAUGGUGGAGGAGUCAGCGGCGGUCCACCUUCUAGCAAUGGUGAUAAUGGUGGAGCUACGCCGCCCGCCGGCAGUGGCACGAAGCCCAAAGCCCAACCGUCGCAACCUCCGCUGACACACAAACAGAAGCAACAGCUGGAACAUCAGCGGCGCCAGCAGCAGGAGCAGCUACUCCAACAGCAAGCCAUCACCAAGCAGCACGAGGAGCUGCAGAAACGCCAACAGGAGGCGGCCGUCAAGCAGCAGCAGAAAGCGCUGCAGCAGCAGCAGAAGCAGGUCCAGCAGCACGAGGCCGAGAUCAAGAACCAUCAGGCACUGUUACUACUGCACACGCAGAAGAUUAACCGACAGCAGCAGAAGCAACAGAAUGUACCGUCGUCCGCAGCACCACCCGCCACGCAGCGUUUACCGUUCGCGACCGGGGCUGGUGCGAGCGGAUUUGGAUCGAAUCAGCAACAGCAGCAGCAGCAGCAGCAACAAACACAAGCACCAAAGAGAAUACCGCUGCUUGCCUCAUCGUCACCGCUAGCGCUGCCUUCGCCUGCCUCCCCGCUGACACCGUUCCGCUUGAGGGCUCAGGGUUUCAAGCUACCACAGUCGGUGGCUCCUCAAAUGUCACCCCAGCAGCGGCAGGAUAUACUACGCCAGCAGCAGCAACAGCAGCAGCAGCAGCACCAUCAACAUCAUCACCAGCAGCAGCAGCAGGAGGAACGCUUCGAAGGAUACCGAAGACAACCACCGCCUCAGUAUCCGGUUCGUUUUCAGGUACCGCUGCAUCUACCCUUCGAGCAGCAGCUGCGCAAUCAGAAGGACAUCUCGCUACAGUUCGACCCGGACGUAGAGGAUCUGACGCAGAUCCCCCAGCACAAGGAGCUGAAACGUUCGGAUCCACCGUUCCACCAGCAUCACGGCAAGGGGACGCCGACGGCCAGCAAGGAGCAAACGCCGAUCGUCACCGGAGAGCGUAAGGCGGACAGUGGACACCAAUCGCAAGCUGAGCAGGAGCAACAGCAGGACCCGGUGGUAGAGUACGAGUAUGACGAGGAUUACAGUUCCGAGGCGGAUGAGUCGGAGCAGGGCAAUCCUACCCUAGAUAGCGUUAAGUCAAACACCAAUAGUGAAUUUGUUAUCGCCAAGAAUGCAUCGCCCGGCAAGACGGGUGAGGAUCGCUAUCAGAAGGAGCACGGCACGGCCGUGUCGAGAAGUGAUAGCGAGCGAACUAAUACUAAUCCUAGCGCAAAUAGUUCUAGCAGUAAUAGAGUGACUAGUAAUAAGGGUAGUAGCAGCAGCAGCAGCAGUAAUAGUGGUAGUAGCAUUAGUAGUAACGAACGUAGCUCUAAGAAACUCCCGAGCGGAGGAGGUGGUGGUACCGUCACCACCAGCAACACUAGUAGGUUUAUCAUCAACAACGAGCACCACAAGAGCAGCAGCAGUUCGCCACCGCGCGUCCAGCCGUCGGCCCGGGUCGGUGUUUCGCCGGUAACGCCUGGCCAUCCGAAGGUGAUCGUCACCACCAGUACCUCCAUCCGGGACAAUCACGGCCGUACGAUCAACUACUCGAUCACGAGCAAUGGUGGUUCCAUCUCGAGCACGGCCGCCAGCACGCCAUCGCAGCCCGGCACAACAGUGCGUCCGAAGCCGGGCACGGUCAAGGGGUACGACGAGUACAAGGAGAGUGACGUACUGAGCGAUCCGUUCUAUCUGGACGUGCCGCGCCAUCGUACCCGUACUAGGCGAUCGUUAAAGAACGUGGGAUCAACGGGUUCGCGCCGAAAGCGCUACAUACUGCUCGUUCCUCGUUUCAUGUAGUACAUCAGCCAGCGCGCAUGCUGAUGCGCAGUGCCGAUGCCUGUUCGUUCGGUGGUUUGCGCUUGUAAAUAUUUGAUCCAGCAGCUGAUGCCGAAAGCAAAAUACUCAUGCCCUUCCUUUCGCCCCCUUCUAUCUGAUUUAAGCCACGUGAUACAUAUGCUCUCCAUGCACAUCAUGCGCACCCUGUUUGCAGGUGAGCCUGGAUGUGUAUAUGAGUUUUUUAUUCGAGAAAAAAACUGCAGAAGCACUCAUUAUUUCUCUCUCGGAGCUAUUACUUUCCUUCUGUUUCCAUUUGAUUAGCUAAUUUAAUGUAAUGUUUUUUUUUCUUCAGCGCUAUUUUAAUUUAAUUCCCCAAGUAUCGAUAGUGCGAUCGAGUGAAGAAUGUGUAAUUGUGUACAGAGAGAGUAGCGGAGUAUUUUUGAUCUUUUUUUUAUUCAUUUUUCUAUCCUUGGAGAAAACUCUAUCUAUCCUUGCACCUGCAUACUUUCACCAGUUUCUUUAGUUUUUUUUUGUAAGUUAUAGUUAUUUUAUGGUUUCCUCUAGCAUAUAGGCAGCAAAAACGUUGUAAGAACGAAGUUAUGAUUAUCAGAACAAGAUUACAGCCGCAGUAAAAAAAAUUAUACCUUCUUAUACUCAUCCCUAGCGAGUAGUUUUAGAAUCACAGACACACCUCGUUCUAUAUUGUACUAUGUUUUCCCCCCCUCUCAAGCAUCUAUCUCUCCAUCUAUCGCCUGAAAACCUUCCACGUCCAACGAUGCCAAACUGAUGGAAGCAAUGGCUAGAAAAAAAACACCUAGAAAUCAAUCGAUGAAAAUCAUGUAAAAAUAAAGAAUAAAGCACACUGUUCCGAA
Messenger RNA from Anopheles merus, 4703 nucleotides. Its product is annotated as transcription factor SPT20 homolog. The record is from RefSeq and is a predicted model, not a curated record. Gene Ontology annotation, cellular component: extracellular region. NCBI's taxonomy places the organism in Eukaryota, Metazoa, Arthropoda, Insecta, Diptera, Culicidae. The transcript is spliced from 8 exons. Bases 1105 to 3852 code for a protein of 915 amino acids. Gene Ontology annotation, molecular function: chitin binding.